ACUCUUUGAUUUAUAACAAGAAGACCUUUUCUCAACUCAACUCUGCAACAUAAAUUACGUAAAUACCAUACUUCCAUGCAAGAAGACAUAUUACACAAAAUGCUAACCAUUCACCCAUCAAGAUACAUCUUUCAGCAUUGCCAAAGGGAAGAAGAUGGGAUGUGGGAAAACUUGUUGGAAGAUCUGUCAAGUUCAAGAUUUAGGCAAUUCAUUCAAAAGAUAUGUCUGUUUCACCACCUAGAAUCGAUUGAUAAGCUUAUUGUGGAGUUUGUGAGUGAUUUCAGAGCUCAUGAAGACGUUUUCAGUGUGCGUGUGAAUGUUAUUUCUGUCAAAGAAGAUGGCAUUGCAAAGGCCACUGGGUUAACUCUUGAGGAUUUGGAAGUAGGGUUUUGGGAUGCCUGUAUGAAGGAGUUGGAUGUGGGUAUGGGAAUGGAGCUCAGUCACCAGAGGUGGUGUCCUGGCAAGUUGGCUUCUGCAGGUAUUACAGGUAAAAGGGCAUGUUUGCAGUUUACUGUGGAUUGUAAAGAUAAGACUGGGAAGGCUGUGUUGUCAUUAGCAAUGCAGCAUUUGUCAGGGAUUAAUGGUACAACUUGUAAUGUAAAGGAGUGUAUAGAUAGCAUCGAUGGGUUUAUAGCUAGGGUAAAUACAAAAUGGCCCAGAUUUGUGGCACAGAGAAUGGCCUUUGCAUUUCCCAGGCUGCAGAAGAGGCUGUCUGAUUUUGUUACAUAUGAUUCUGUUAUUGCCAUGCUUCUGCUGCAUCAGGCCCCUGGACUAGUAAAGAAGACUGAAAUUAAUAGUGGGUGUUGUAUGCAACAAGAAGAAGAAGAAUUAAAAUGUAUAGGUAAUUCUAGUGGGAGGAACAUAAAUGUUGUAGAAAAUGCAUCUGGGAUGAGCUUAAAUGAUUUAGGAAAUGCCUGUUGGAACAAGGCACAGGAGCCCUUAAUAGAGGUGAUGAUUGAAGUGGGAGAUCACAGUGUCUAUUGGGAGGAGGCAAUUGAAGGAUCAAAAGAUGUGAAUUUUGAAGUAGAAAGGGUGCAGAAAUUUGAGAUGAAUGCAUGUCAGAAGCGUGGAGAAGGCCUUGACUUAAAGAAGACUAGUUAUGUUUUGGCCAUCCAGACCCCUGGGAUUACACAGAGAUGCUUACGAGGGUCACCAUCGCGUAAAUUCUGUUGCUCACAAUGUCCUCCUCAGAAGGAAACCUUGAAGAAAUCUAAAAUGUGUGGGGAAAGGCUUAGGAGAGGCCAAGUUGGGGAACUAACCGAGAUACCAUGUAGGAAAUCCAGAAGAGAAGAGUAUGAAGUUCGCUCAGAAUCUACUAUUCGCACUGAUUGCAGGCACCGAGCUCAAUCAGCUGCCCAAAAGAGAAAAUCACGGUCUAUAACUGAAUUGCUCGUAGACAAAAAACCCAAACCUAAUCCACCUGAAAAUUUUAUGGAAGAAAGGAAUACCAAACUAAGUGAAGAUCUAUCAUCUGGCACUAAGGCAUACAAUUCUUAUGCAGGACCUUUAGAAAUGGAACAUAUUCAGAAGGCAGGUGAAGCUAAUUUAGAUGUUCUGAAUGGCUACGCGAAAAAAGGUCAUCGGUGUAGAGGUCAUCAGGAAUCACUGAUGCAGGCAAAAGCAAAACUCGAAGAAUUGGAGAGUACAUUAACAGAGUAUCUACUAAAAAUGAAGGAAUCUAAGGAUCUUCACAAUCAAAAGGAUGAUCAAUUGAAGGAGAUGGAGGCUCAGUUUAAUCUGACAAAAGCUGAACUAAAUUCUAAAGUAAAGGAGAACACCAGAAUACUAAAAGAAUUGCAUGAAAUUAAACUAGAUUUGAGCCAAAAAGAAAGCGCAUGGAAAAUCAUCAAUGAAAAGAUUACUACAGUUAAAGAGGAACUCGAACAUUGGAUCAUGCAGAAAACCAUCCAAUCAAUUGAAGCUGCCAUAAAUACACAGAAUUGUUACAAGCAAAAAGAUGAUAAGAUAAAAGGUCUGCAAGCACAAUUGAUUCAGUCCAAAGUACAAAUCAAAAGUGCAGUUGAUGAGAAAAAAAAUAUGUCAGUGCAGCUACAGAAGAUGAAAGAAUCCCUGGAUUAUCACAUGGAAACGGCUGGCAGGUUAGGUGAUCUGGAGAUUCAGUUGAUGUUAGAAACACGUAAAAUAAAAUCUCUUAGUGACGAAAACAAGAAAUUGUCCGAGGAGCUGAAAGAGACAAAAGAUGAUUUGAACAGAAAAGAGGUCGCUUGGAAGAAAUCGAAUGAGAAACUAGUACAUUCCAUCAAGUCUAUAAUGGAGAACGAUUUUUCUGAACACACACACUUGGAGCAGGCAGCCAUUUUGGAGCAGAAACCUGAAUAUGCUAAUUUUCUAGAGUGCUCUUUCAAUGCACUGAAGCUACAAAUAGAUAAUCUCAUGGAAAAAUGUGUGAAUUCAUUUAUAUUUGGAGAAACCACUUAUCAAAAUUGUGAGAAUGAUCUCGACGUUAUCUGUUCCAUCUGUAUGGAACCAUGGAAUUCCAAUGGCGAGCAUCAAAUCUGCUCCCUUGCCUGUGGACAUUAUUUUGGCAGGUCAUGCAUUAGAAAAUGGCUAGAGCAGAAUCGUGUGACAAAUUCUCGAAAGAGAUAUGAUGGGUACUUGAAUAUCGCCACACAGAGGCAAGUCCUGUGCGGAAUACUGAAAAUGAAGAUGUCAUCACUGCAACUGCAAUAAUAAUCCAGCGUUUCAAAGAAAAGAGUACUGAACUUAUGGCAUAGGGUUUACCUAGCCGUAGUAUAGAGAGGCUGCAUUGUCGGGUCCCAGAUAGGGUCAGAGUCACAUAAGCAACAGCAAUCUGGGUAGAAAGAGUGGAGUUAUAGACUACAACUCAUAAUGGAAUCAGGUUAUAAAGCUACGGUCUCAUGGAGCUUGCGAAUUAAUUUUAUUGGAAAAUUUUGUUGAUAUUUAUGUAUUGGUGCAUUUUAGACGCUGGAUUAUGGGGGUGGGAUAGCUACCUAAGUAUUUUAAUUUGGAGU
Cryptomeria japonica (Japanese cedar) is the source of this 2993-nucleotide messenger RNA. RefSeq lists its product as uncharacterized. The coding region runs from base 76 to 2691 and encodes 871 amino acids. Lineage: Eukaryota; Viridiplantae; Streptophyta; Pinopsida; Cupressales; Cupressaceae. Gene Ontology annotation, cellular component: nucleus. Gene Ontology annotation, biological process: protein ubiquitination; interstrand cross-link repair. The record is from RefSeq and is a predicted model, not a curated record. The transcript has 3 exons. Gene Ontology annotation, molecular function: ubiquitin protein ligase activity.